Messenger RNA from Moneuplotes crassus, 1485 nucleotides. Lineage: Eukaryota; Ciliophora; Spirotrichea; Euplotida; Euplotidae. The record is from the annotation of a GenBank genome assembly.
AUGAAUUUUAGCAGCGAAACAGAAUCUGACACUGAAAGUAGAAUUGAGUCUACUUAUCCUCCAAUAAUUUUCCCAAUGAAAGUACUAGUAACAUGCUCUAUAUGGGAUAGAGACUCCCAUGGCCUCUUUGAUUUUGAGUGAGACAUGCUAAAAACUUCUGAUAUUGAAAUAGAGCAAGAUAGCUUUAUAUACAGGACAGAUUAUGGGUUCAAAGUUACCCCUAUUCAUGAAGUCAGAAACCUUAAUUGAUAUGAUCCGCAGAUGUUAGGGCUUGAACCUUAUGCAGACAUACGCUAUAGAGGAGAUUACUACUACAUCAGAAAUUUACAAGGAGUAAAAAUGAACGAAUUAAAGCAAAGCCAAUAUGGAUCUCUUGCUUGCAUCUGGACAGCCGCUAAUAGAAGAGAGAGAUCCGAUUUCUGGAGAGUUUUCAGAGAUGAGCAAUCGUCUGAAAAAUAAGGUCAUCCAUGUGCUGAAUGUUGGUGAUAUUGUUAAACUAGGGAGAGUACAAAUGAGAGUUUCUGACAUAGUAACUGAAGAUAUGAUUGCAAAUUCAAGACUUAAUAGCGAUAAUAAAGAAUCCAUUUUAUCGAAGCAUGAAGUAGAAAGACUUCUCCCUAAAUUUGAAGAAUCUGAUCACAAAGAGGUUAAAGUCCUACAGACUUGAAUAACAAAUACCCAAAAAUUAAGAGACUUAAAUGAAGAGGCUAGAUGUAGAAUAUGCUGGUUGGAUACAGUAUCCGAAGUGAAUCCUCUAAUUUCAGGAUGAGAUUGUCUUGGAGCUCUAAAUCUGAUACACUAUGAAUGCUUAAGAGCUUGGAUACUUGAAAAGGUUCAAUCUACAAGAAAAAGUAAUUAUUGACUAUCCUAUUCUUGGAAAAAGUUUAUAUGAGAAGUUUGAAAUAGCCUCUAUCCAAUGGCAUAUAAAUAUAAAAAUCAAAUCUAUGACUUGGUAAUGGUGCCAAUACAAAAGUAUCCGUACAUCAAUUUAGAAAGUCUCAUUAGCCCAAAGAAUACCUCGCGAUUCGUAUUCCAGAUAAAAAUUCCAGAUUUCAGGGAAUCAACAGAAGAUAAUCCUAACUUAAAGAGAAAAUUUAUUAUUGGAAGAGGACAUGAAUCAGAUCUCAGAGUGACUGAUAUUUCUGUGUCCAGAACACAUACAGAUAUUAUCUACGAGAAAGGCAGAUUUAUUAUAGAAGAUAAACUCAGCAAGUUUGGGACACUUCUAAAAGUUUAAAAAGAAUCCUACUUUAGCUCUAAACCCAAUUGAUGGAAUAAAGGAUGAUGUUGUGGUACGUCUAAAGGCAGGCCAAACCAAGUGAGUACAGUCUGGUAGGACUAUAAUCAGGUUUAAAACUCAACAGCACACUGAAAGCAUGAUGCAGGAAAUAGCGGAACACUAUCAGACAAAGAAAGUUCCUCUCUCUUCAGAUGAUUCUCUUAAGCUAUUACGUUCACAAACUGUAACUUAUACAACUUAACCAA